Molecule: messenger RNA, 498 nt
Organism: Hirsutella rhossiliensis
Lineage: Eukaryota; Fungi; Ascomycota; Sordariomycetes; Hypocreales; Ophiocordycipitaceae
Exons: 2
Coding region: 1-498 (165 amino acids)
Source: RefSeq, a predicted model, not a curated record
AUGACCUCGCCUGACCUUUGCGUCGAUAUCUCCGACAGCGGCUUCGGAUCCGUCCCGAAUCAACGCCCUGCCCAACGUCGUAUCCUGCCCGUUCAACCUCGACCCCUGUAUCGACUCCGGCGACCCUUUCCACAAGCGAUGAACACUACGAACCGAGCCAGAGAAACGCGUUGCUGGGCCUGGCAAUUUGGAUAUGACAUCCAAAAGGAAGACGACCGCAGAUGGAUCUGCCAAGCGUGCAUUCGCAAGAACACACUGCAUCCACGUCAUUUCGAAGCUGAUGGCAUCCACAACGCGUACAACCAUCUGUUCAACGACCACGGGAUUCGCGCUCCGCCUGGUAGGACCAAAGGAACUGCCGAAAAGAAGGCAGAUUCCAAGAACAGGAGGCCUACGGGGCAGCGGACUCUCGCGGAAUCCUUGAAACUUGAUCUACACGACCCCCGAGAACAAGCAAUCGCGAACGACUUUAUCAAGCGCUUCGACAAGGAAGUGUGA